This is a messenger RNA of Durusdinium trenchii, 309 nucleotides long. The record is from the annotation of a GenBank genome assembly. Lineage: Eukaryota; Dinophyceae; Suessiales; Symbiodiniaceae.
AUGGGUGGCACUUUUUGCCGCCGGUAUGUGGGCAAUUUCAUCAGUCGUGUAUUGCUUUUGGAGUGGCCUUUUGACGGGCAAGCUCUUGACGGACUCUUGCGUCAAGCGGGUGUUCCGGUGUUCUUGUUCCCCUUCAAGCCGGUGAUCUUUGUGGUAAAGGGUGUUCUCAAGGGUGCAGCUCGCCUCGGCAAGGGCAUCUACAAGCACAUCAAAGGCAACCCCAGUAGCACCAGCGUCCAUCAGACUGAAGCUUUUCUGGAUGAUCCACUUGAGCUGCAGAAGGUGCUUGACGAGGCCUCCGUCUCAUAA